Dothidotthia symphoricarpi CBS 119687 is the source of this 3638-nucleotide messenger RNA. RefSeq lists its product as uncharacterized. Bases 196 to 3219 code for a protein of 1007 amino acids. Lineage: Eukaryota; Fungi; Ascomycota; Dothideomycetes; Pleosporales; Dothidotthiaceae. The record is from RefSeq and is a predicted model, not a curated record. The transcript has 3 exons.
CUCCACUCUGCAACAUGAUGGCCUCGUAAUCGCAUGCAACCGAUGGCUUUAAUGGAGCCUACGACCCAUCUUUGUUCAAAGUUUGGCAUGGAAUUGAUUUUCAUGUACCACUAACCUCCUCGUAUAUGCCAGCCUUCACACUGCAAGCGUUCCAGACUUCACUGAACUCUGAAAGUCAAUUUUGAGUUGUCCAUCAUGGGCUUCUUUUCACUUUCCAAAUCGCGUCGUAAGCCUAACGACAUGGGCGACGAUCAAGGCGCUGCGCAGUACAAUCGCCUAUCUAAACCCAAAACGAACACGAACACUCACGGUCCGACCCUCUACCUUGACUCGUCGGCUUCGGCCUAUUCAAGACACGCGGAAACAAUACUCCCGCCGUCUGACAAAGAGUCGACCUGUUUGAACAAGGAAGCCGAGACACGCGAGCCAGUUGCACACGUACGGGGACGGUCGUCGGUCGUAGUUUCGAGGUCAAACUCGCUGGCAAAGUCAAGGUCCAAUUCUUUGUCAUGCUUCAGUGGCAGAGGGCUCUCAGUGAACCAGCUUCCUGGUCCUCCAGUAUUGGACAGUUCGUCGGCCUCUGGUACGCAGAUGGACGUAGAAGCCGCCAUCAGACUGCUCCAAGAGGUCAAGAAGAAUGCCUCUCCAGAAGAUCUUGCAGCUCUACAUGCCGCUCUUGGAUCUUCCACCGAUAACGCGAUCCCAGAUGAGCCACAACUCAGUCACCAAACUUCGUUGGCAAAUUUAUCAUCUUCAUCACUCACAAGACGGAGAUCCCUGAUCCAAACACCGGGUGUCGCAACCCGAACCACUCCUGUCGAAGACAACCGCAACCGAUGGAAGUCUUGGAAAGCGCCUAAGGUUGAUACCAAAGAAGAAGCGAAAUGGCGGCCCAGUCCAAGCCUUGCUUCUCCCAAAAAGCCUUUGACAGCUCUAGACCUGGUUGAAGAUGACAAUGGUGCAUCUACACUUCGAGCACAAACUCCUGGAGAUACGGAUUAUUGUCAACUAGGGACAUUCAAGCUUGGAACACUUGCAGUCAUCAAUGGGGAACCAUCACCUGCACCGAGCACUCGUACAACCAAGCAGAUGCCGUAUUGCCCUGCACAAGUGGACUACUUUUCGGUGGCAAAUUCAAGCGUCAGCUCACAGAUAACGGCCAACACCAACAACCGCAGCCACGAGAGGAGCAAAUCGUCUGUCCUUCCAACUACUCCUCCACUAUAUCGCGGUCUUGAGGUCCCUAACAACGAAAGGAGGACCCGAUCCAACCUGCGACAUAACAUCACUACCAAACCCGUGGAAAAUCAUCCCACAAACUCUUCAUCACAACCAGAGGACACAAGACGCGUCAAGACCUCACACAAGACCGUCGAAACGCCACAACAUGCGAUUACUCUUGCCCAGGAGUACCAGGUCGGAAUCCCAAGCACUCCUUUCAGAAGAGAUUCCGAAUCAAAAGACAUGAAAGGUCACAAAUAUUUCGCCCCUGAACUUCCGCCUCGCGCCGAGAAUGCAGCACAUGUACUUGACGGUGCGAUGUGUCAAGAGCCCUCGGCUAUGGUUGCGACGUCAAAUCCCGCAGAUGUGUGCAAAAACAACAAAACGACAAUUUCUCAGAGGCGGAGAAAGCAAGCGGCUGGUCGGCCUCCAGCGCGGACUGCUGAUACCGCGGACUCUGGGUAUUCAUCUGGUGGUAGUUUAAGACUGGCUCGUGAAGAGACACGCAAAAGCAGGCUUUCGACGAUAAGUGCGACAGCGCCUACUUCACCGCAAAACGAGGAUGUCGUCAAUGUACAGCAAAAAACUAGCCCCGUUACCUCAAUCUUGAAGGUUCCCUCCGUGAACUCGAGAUACUCACUGCUAGCUGAUGAGGAACGCCCAGCGAGUAUGCAAAUAUCAGCCGAAUUACUGGAUGCGACUAUACCACAUGCAACUUCCUCGCCCAAGUCUCCGCAGUCAGCUACAUCGCUCGGUUCCCAGGAGAGCGCAUCUUCAAAAUCGCAGAAGCGAUUGCAAAAGAGACGACCGUCGCAAGCACAGCUUCCAAUGGUUCAAUCAGGUCAGGCCAUCAGGGAAGGCAAGGACUCUGAGAUUCCGGAGGUUCCUGGCAAUAUACGAGCAAAGUUCACUCGACGCCUUUCGCAAACCCCGGGGAUAGAAUGUCUAACGAGCACGUUUGCGAGCACAGAGCACGUCAUUGCCAAUGAAGUUGUCCACGAUCUUCCGGAUUCCACACCGACUGAGUCUGUGAACAAGCUUGCUUUAAUCGAACUUCGACCAACACCGGCUUCACUUGCGCGUCGGAAAAGCCUUUCCUUUUUCCGUAGAAGAAAAUCGUUUGUUGGAGAAUCUGAGGCCAGUAAAGAAGAGCCGGUACCCUCGCUUACUGUUCUCGAUCUGGGCACUAUCGCUUCGUCUCUUGGAUGUUCUCCGUACGAUGCAGCGAUGUCUGAUUUACCAAGGAGACAGUCAGUGACAUCACCAACACAUCCUCAUCAACUUGGUAGUGCAACAUCCCGAACAAAACCCAUGGUCAGUAUGGACGCGGCAACGGCUGCUGAGUUGGCGCGCCUCCGGAGCAGGGAUCGAGCUUCUGCUGAACCAGAAAUGCCUCAACGCCGACGUAAAAGCCACCAUAAUCUGAAACAGGAAGCAAGUGAAGGGAAGGAUAUGAAGCACCGCUCGCGAAGCAGUCGUUACGACGUCCCUCCUGUGCCUUUGAUCAACACGGCAAGGCUUUCUGUCCCGACCAAGGCCAUGUCUAAGUUACCCAGCGAGGACCGGAAGAUGCAGAAUCUCGACGCCAGCUCUCAUGUCCUUCCUCCCCAACCUGUGUUUGCAACAACUCACGUCUAUGAUGCACAGUAUGAGAACAGGCACAAUGCUUCUCAGCAGGAUGUCAACUGGGAAGCGCAGUCUCGCCAUUGGGGGCAACAGCGUCGUAAAUCGAUGGGAGAGGGUCUGCGUACCCAGGCCAAGACUCCCGAGAUAAGCGAUGCCACAGUCAACUUUCGAACCACUCAAAUAUCAGGAGAACCGAUGACUUGGGAUCGAUACACUGGCGGGCUCGACUUUGGGUACGAGGGCCGUGGCGCGCUCGGUGGCAGUGCAGGAACGCGACAUGGGCACAGCCACGCUAGCUCAAAGAGCAUGCAGUGGAAGAAUCAGUAUGGGGUAGAUUUGUCCGACGUGCCCAUAUUUCUCCAAAGAGCGUAGGAGCUGCAUACAUGCGCUAGGCGAGUCUUUUUUUUUGUUUGCUCGCGUCAGCAUUGUCGCGAAUAAGGAGCAGGUUUCGGGCGUUGGGCUUUGGGCGUUAACGUGCAUUGCGGCAUUUACAUAUUUGAUCGGGGAUCUUGGAUUUUCCGCUUCCAGAAGGUGGCGCACAACAGGAUACCUAGGCAUAACGGAGUAACAAUUCAGCAUAUGUUGCAUGAAUUCACAUGUGCAAAGGCGUGUGCGAAGGCCAUCGGUAGUGCAGUGCAGUUUUUGCUUUGUCGAAGCGUGGCUGUCAUGUUUGAUCAUCGAUCUCACGUAAACAAAAAUCCUGCUCGUCAUGUUUGUCGAUGGAUCGGUGGCUGUUGUGUCGGUGAGGAUCGAGUGCAGCCUCGUCAGCGAAGGGGCCAGACAGCUGAGUG